CAUGUCUCUUCUACGAGGCUCACAGUCCCAUUCGAAACUCUGAAACGCGUCUAAGCGUGGCGUUCGCUUCCUCGGGCAAGUUCCGUCGUAAGCUCGUAUAUAAUAUAUCUCCUUCUCUUUUAAGAUUCUCGAUGGAACCAAAAUCUCUGGAUGAAAUGCGGAAAUAUUUGAACGAUAAGACCGUAGUUUGAAUCGCUCGAAACUCCGUCGAGUGUCGAGCGUUCGAUAUAAAUAUUAUCGUGAAACUUUUGAUCAUCGAAAUAUCGCCGGUUAACGAAUAAUUUGAUCGAAAGAGAUCUAUUUCUCGCCCUAUUAUCGAUCUUUUUUUCUCACAUAAGAAAGGUGGUCGGCCACAGUCCAACUUUAGUCGCAGCCCGGGAAAACUGCUAUUAUAACAGGCAACACUGCGAAGAAUCGAAACUAGCCAGAAGACUAGAUCGAGGUUGUGCUCGGGGGUCGGGGUCGAGGUCGAGACCCAGAUCAAGAUCAAGAUCAAGAUCGAAAUCGAGGUCGUGGUUGGAUGGUCGAGGAAGAUACUCGGAGCUUCGUUCGAGAAAAGUCACGUUGAAGAAAAUCUAUCCCCCCCGAUCUAUCCUCCAAUCUUUCAACCCAAAGAAGAACGACAUGAAUCCCACUAUUCGAGCGGCCAUAUGGUUAGUUCCGUUGGCGGUUGGAUGCAUGGCUCUGCCGCCGCAAUUGCAGGCCGAUCUGAUGAGUGGCGGCAAGAUGAAAUACCGGCGCGCGAAGGCGCCAUCGUAUUUCAACGAAGAGGAGUCGAGCAGUUCGGUGAUUGCGUCGAGCAGCGACGAGAACAGCAUCGGCCCAACCACCAUCACCAACGUUGCGAAAAUCAGCAACGGCACCAAGAACGUCGAUGCCAUUAUAUCUAACCCGCUUCCUCCUCGCGGAGUCGUUUCCGCCGCGAUUCAGGCAGGCGACUCGAUCACGACGCUCUCCUCCUCCUCCUCCUCCUCCUCCUCCGUGGCAUCGUCGUCGACUGCGACCUCGACGCCAGCGGUGUCGUCGUCCGUCGAGCUCGCGUCACCGACGGGAGGCUUGCCAUCGUCGACCUUGUCGAUCGCGGAAGCGAAAACGGAAUUGGGAGGCUCCUUGCCGUCGGCGAGCAACCGCGGCACGACAACCACGAGGACGACGAUGAAGAUGUCGACAACGGCGAUAAAUACAAGCGGUUCCAAUUUGACCACGUUUCCUACCGAGGCCUCCUCGAGAACGAUCGCCUCGAAUCGGGACGCGAGCACCUUUUUACCUUCCUCGAAGAAGUCGACGACCAGCUUCAACGAAAUUACCACUACUCCCGCCUCGACCUCGUCGAAAGAGAUGCGGGAAUCCACGGGCAAGAUCCGCCCCCAGAUCAAAUUGACGAUGAAUUACACGAAUCUUGGCGAGACUGGGGUACGAUUACCGGAGGGUGCGAGCGCAGCUCUUGCAAAACCAACCAAGUAUCACUACUAUCCACACAAUCAGCAUAUCUACUUGUUACCAGAGUGCGCGGUACAGCAGGUUUGCAAUGCCGUUUACGUUAGGCUGAACUUUACUCAGCCUCUGUGCGCUUGUCCAGGAAGAUACCGCGACCCUUGCAGCGCCUCACUCGACAGCGACGAUCUCCACACUACCGAGCUGGUCACCGACCCACGAACCAAGGCUCUAACAUUGGUGAAAACAUGUGAACCGGUGGCGGAAAUGCGCGAAUGCAGAAUACCAAGAGACUGGUCUCUCCUCGCGCUACAAAAUGUACGAACAGGGAAAUCUCAUUAUCUCGUGAUAUGUCGUUGUCCCGACGCUAAUAUAUUGGAAGGUCCUAUGAGCCACGAUCAGCCAACAUACGCGAGUGUACCAGGAAUUCGUGUUUAUGGGAUGAUGUGCGUGCAAGGAAACCGAAAAGGACGACCAUUAAGAUAUAAGCGCGGUGUUUCAGAUCAUUUCCAUCGAGAAAUUGACGAGGAGUCUGCUGCAUACGACAGAGAAGAGACGAGCGAACGAUUGAAAUUUCCAUGGUACAAAGUACGGCAACUAAUGGAUUCAAUUAUUUGGGAUUAGAUUUAUUAGCUGAACUUUCGAAACAAAAAAGAAAAAAAAAAAAGAUACGAUAAAUAAUUACAUUAUGCUUAGCGUCAUUUCAUAUUUUUAUUUAUUAAGCAUCUCUCCCUGCUUCGCUUCGCUUCGUUUAUUUAUCGAUCCAUCUAUUUUUAAAUGUUUAUUUAUAUAUCGUUUUAUAUAUAUGUUAUAUUGUAUCAAUUGUACGUCAAUACACCCGUAACAUCCAUUCCGACAUAUUGAAGUAAUGCGACAAGAGUGUCAAAAGCCAUUUCUUUGAUAGACUUCUAUUUUGUAAUUCGGAUUACACGACGUGAUCGUAUAUAACGAUCGAAUGUGCAACGAACGUUGAAUGUAUAAUUGCUAUUACCAUGUUAUUAUGCCCUGGUUCAUUUGAACAGUGAACUACGUUCCUUUGAGGUGAUGAAUCGGUAUAGAAACUUCUUGGCACCGUUCCAAAUGUGCCCACUUUAUCAACCGAAGAUAAAUAUGAAAAAUCGUAAUACUUUUUUUUCGCGACCAAACACAUCUCAUUAUUUAUUCUAACAUUUUAUUAAAUGUCGAUAACAUUUUAAAUAUCGGAUAACACGUUAUUCUAUGAUUCUUAUUUAUGAUUUUUUUUUUUUAAGAAAGAAUAAAAAAAAGAUCAAAGAUAUCUUCACAUUA
Messenger RNA from Apis cerana (Asiatic honeybee), 2721 nucleotides. RefSeq names its product doublesex cognate 73A (gene dsx-c73A). Lineage: Eukaryota; Metazoa; Arthropoda; Insecta; Hymenoptera; Apidae. The record is from RefSeq and is a predicted model, not a curated record.